Messenger RNA from Mycena indigotica, 768 nucleotides. Its product is annotated as Cyclin N-terminal domain-containing protein. Gene Ontology annotation, molecular function: protein kinase binding; cyclin-dependent protein serine/threonine kinase regulator activity. The record is from RefSeq and is a predicted model, not a curated record. NCBI's taxonomy places the organism in Eukaryota, Fungi, Basidiomycota, Agaricomycetes, Agaricales, Mycenaceae. Gene Ontology annotation, cellular component: cyclin-dependent protein kinase holoenzyme complex; nucleus. Gene Ontology annotation, biological process: regulation of cyclin-dependent protein serine/threonine kinase activity. The transcript is spliced from 2 exons. The coding region runs from base 1 to 768 and encodes 255 amino acids.
AUGCACUCGUCGCCGAUACACGCCGCGUCCCUCGUGGACCCCGCCAUGCACUCGCCUGCUGUUAUGGAGCUCAUCGGUAUACGACUGACGAAGCCGGUCGUCGAAUACCUCAUUGACUCAGUUGUCGAGACCGUCGACUGCGCCAUGGGCCGUGCCUCGACACCGAGGGGCCGCAACCCGUCGCGCUACCUCUCCUCUUUCACCACCUUUGUGCACAACGUCCUCACUCGCGCCGAAGUCACGCCCGCCACCGUCCUCGCCUCCCUCGUCUACAUCUCCCGCGCCCGCCCCCAUCUGUCCAUCGCGCUUGAGGAGUGGGCGUUGGAGCGCGUCUUCCUCGGCGCGCUUAUCGUCGCCUCCAAGUACACGAACGACUCGACGCUGAGGAACAUCCACUGGGCGCUCUGCACGGGCGUCUUCGGGAGGCGGGACGUGGGCCGGAUCGAGCGCGAGUUCCUCGAGGUGCUCGACUGGGAGCUGGCCAUCAACGAGGCCGACUUGCUCGCGCACCACCCCGCGCUCAUGGCCGUCGCCUUCCCGUCCACACUCCCUCCCACUUCCUUCGUCCGCACGCACACCCGCCACGCCUCGUCCCCUGCCCUCCCCGACCUCGCCCCGAGCUCGCCGGGCUCGUCGCUCGGCUCGUUCUCGCCCCCCACGCCGCUGCCGCAGCACGUGUCCGUGGACGUUGUCCCCCAGCAGAAGGGACAACUGGGCGACCUCAUCCGCGCGUUUCCCACUCCUAUCACCAUCCGCCACCACGCGUAA